AUGCAUUUUUCAACUAUCGUUCGGGGGACUGCAGUCCUGGCUGCGCUGUCUGGUACAGCUGCAGGAAUUGUCACAUCGUCAUUCAAGCGCGAUCUGAAGCUUUCCGCUGAGCUGGGGGUCUAUCCGGAUAUCCUACUCAGUCAGAAGACCUCGGUGUAUGCUGUUUCAAAUGCCCAGCUUGAUGUGGUUGUUGAGGCAGAAUAUGUUUCGCUCCCGAUUGAUCACAGUAACUCUUCGGUUGGUGAUUACCAGAACCGCUAUUGGGUAUCCGAAGAGCAUUACCAGGCAGGAGGACCGGUCUUCAUAUAUGAUGUUGGUGAAGGAAAUGCCGAAUCCUCGGCUCAAACCUUUCUGGGCAAUUCGACCACGUUCUUCUAUCAGUUGGUCAGGGAUUUCGGUGGAAUCGGUAUUGUCUGGGAACACCGAUACUAUGGGGAUUCUCUUCCCUACAACGUCAGCCGGAACAUGAGGCCUGAGCAUCUCCAGUACCUCAACAAUAAACAGGCUCUUGCAGACAUCCCAUUCUUUGCCGCCAACUUCACUCGCGAAAAUUACAGCGAUGUGAACCUAACUCCAAGCGCAACACCAUGGGUCAUGGUUGGAGGCUCGUACUCUGGCAUGCGAGCUGCGUUCACCCGUCAUUUGUACCCCGAUACAAUUUAUGCUUCCUACGCUUCCUCCGCGCCCGUGGAAGCGCGGAUCGACAUGAGCGUCUAUUUCGACCAGGUGUAUGACGGCAUGGUCGCAUAUGGACACUCUAACUGCACCAGCGACAUCAAGGCUGCACUUGAAUACAUCGACGAGGAACUAUCGAAGAGCAAAUCGUCCGCGGCGGCCAUCAAGCGAAAAUUCUUCGGUGAAGGCGCCGAAAAAAACAGCAACGGCGAUUUCACCGCCGCGCUCACGAUCAUCUACUACUAUUACCAGUCUUAUGGCAUGGAAGGUGGUUUGGGCAGUCUGGGGUCAUUCUGCGAGCACAUGGAGACCGACCCGAAGACUAGCGCAGCGGCGCCCCCGCAUGGAUUCGCUCCCAGCCGGGGGAAGAAGUACGCCGCGGAGCGAUAUGCGUCAUGGCCGCCUUUCACGCAGUUGGUCAACAUGAAUUUGAAUACCAACUGCAGGAAGCUUGAAGCCAGCGAUCCGCUCGUAUGCGAUCUUGGCGCACCAUCCACCGACCCAGACACCAUCAGCUGGACAUGGCAGUACUGCACCGAAUGGGGAUUCUUCCAGACCGACAACUUCGGGCCUCACUCGUUGCUGUCCAGAUACCAGACCCUCGAUUAUGCGCAGGAAUACUGCGAACGAUCAUUCCCGGAGGCUGUCAAAAAGGGUCUGUUCCCUAAACACCCGCAGGUCGACGCUAUCAACACGGAAACUGGCGGAUGGACCAUUCGUCCGUCCAACGUUUACUGGAGCGGCGGCCAGUUUGAUCCGUGGCGCACUUUGUCGCCCCUCGCGGCCGGCACUCGGUUAGCCCCGCAAGGAGUGUCUCUCACGACCGAAAUCCCCAAGUGCAAUGUUGAGACGGCGGAAAAUACGGUCUUUGGUUACAUCAUGCAGAAUGCGGAACACUGCUUUGAUUUCCGCACGACAUUUGUGCCAGGGGCGAUUUCCCGAGGAUACUUCCGCACGGCGUUGAAAGAAUGGCUCGGAUGCUUCUAG
Penicillium roqueforti is the source of this 1662-nucleotide messenger RNA. RefSeq names its product putative serine peptidase, family S28. The transcript has 3 exons. Lineage: Eukaryota; Fungi; Ascomycota; Eurotiomycetes; Eurotiales; Aspergillaceae. Gene Ontology annotation, molecular function: serine-type exopeptidase activity; dipeptidyl-peptidase activity. Bases 1 to 1662 code for a protein of 553 amino acids. Gene Ontology annotation, biological process: proteolysis. The record is from RefSeq and is a predicted model, not a curated record.